Molecule: messenger RNA, 1446 nt
Organism: Anopheles cruzii
Lineage: Eukaryota; Metazoa; Arthropoda; Insecta; Diptera; Culicidae
Product: E3 ubiquitin-protein ligase TRIM37-like
Exons: 4
Coding region: 1-1446 (481 amino acids)
Biological process (GO): protein autoubiquitination; negative regulation of centriole replication
Cellular component (GO): peroxisome; aggresome
Molecular function (GO): ubiquitin protein ligase activity; tumor necrosis factor receptor binding; zinc ion binding
Source: RefSeq, a predicted model, not a curated record
AUGAGUGAAAGUCGCACCGACCCGGCGGAGCAGAUCGAUUCUCCCGAUCGUAGAGAGUGCGAUCGGAUCGAUUUGGCGUUUCUCCGCACACCGCGCUACGGCAGUCCCGAGCCGGUUGCCGGCCCGAGCCGCGCGUCGAAGCCGUGUUGCUCUAAGGCGGCUUCGGUUCAGUCGUCUGCUGGGGGUGCCCUUUUACAGGUGCGAUUCAACGAUAUCUUCAAGUGCACGAUCUGUUUCGAUAGGCUGAAGGACCCCCAUCUGUGCCCGCAGUGUUCGAAGCUGUACUGCUCCCACUGCAUCACCGAGUGGCUCGGGAUGGGCGUCGAGUCGUGUCCUCACUGCAAGGUCGUGCUGAAAACGGAGCAAUUGGUAAAGGUGCGUUGGUUCGAUGACCUAGUGCGCGAACUGCAACAGGUGCCCGUGGCCGAAAGCUCAGCGCCAGAGCCCGAUCCCGUACCGGCGGCCGACGUUGGCUGUGAGUCGGCCGGGUCCAGCAACAGCAAGAGUGUGCCGUGUCCGCGCCACGGUAAGCUACUGAACUUCUACUGUGCCACCUGCAGCCAGUGUAUUUGCGAGCAGUGCGCCACGGACGUGGACGAGCCACUGCACCGGGAUCACACGUUCAAGGCGCUCGAUGUGACGUUCGAGCAAACGUUGAGUCUGAUGUCGGCCGAAAUCAAUAAAGUGCACCACCACCGGGAAAUGAUGGUGCUGAGUGCGGAGCGGAUCGACCAGAGAAUACUGCUGUUUCGGCGCCUGAAGAUUGAGGCUCGCCGCGCGCUGGACGCGAUCGCGGUGGCCGCUCUCGAAAGCCUCGAUCAGCAGCACAACGAGAAGGUGCUGGCGCUGAUCAAGCAGCGGUUCCAGAUCACCGACGAGGUAGCGCAGAUCGAUCACGAGCUGGACGACAUGUGGUACGAUCUGGGGCACGGGAACAAGCCGCACGUCAUUCAGCAAAAGUCGCAGAUCUUGAGCAUCUGCGAUGGCAUCCUGCGGAAACCUUCGGCGGACGAGGCGAAGCUUCCGGUUGCCCUUACAUUAGACCUUCCCGGAAGCUUUGAGACGGGAAUGUUUACGAUCGGCAGUUUUUGGACGCUCCAUCGGGAGAUGUAUGCGCACGAGUUCGUCGACAGCCGCGGCAGCACGUGGUUCAUCACGGUUUCGGCCGAGGCGGACCAAAUCAGUUGCCAUGUGCAGCUCUUCAAAGGAACACCGACGAGGGUGGAGUUUAUCGUGAAGCUGCUGCACUGCGAGCCCCAGAAGACGAUUAGCAAAACGUUCCGCAAGAGCUUCGAUGGGCGGAAGGGUCGCCCGCCGACGGACAAGGUGUUCGGUUGGGACCUGGCGCCCCGCAGCAAGAUUCUGGACGGGAACUAUUUGCGGGACGAUACGCUCGAGCUGCUCUACAGCAUGCGAGCGGUUGGGCCCGGUAGCGACGGGGAUUAG